AUGGACAUUUUAAUGAUGAUUCUACCAGUCUAUGAACACGAGAAUAAAAGACCAUGCCUUGAAUUUACAAAGCUAUCAAUGAAGGAUUCCUUCAGUGAUUUGUUUAAUCCCCAAGUGAAGAUGUUUUUGUUAAUGUAUCCAAAGAACAACCUAAACUGUCCUGAGCCACUGUUGGAGCAGGAUGAUUCACUUAAUGUUAAGUUCAACACAAGUAAGAAAACAGUCUGGCUUAUUCAUGGAUACAGACCACUGAGCUCCAUUCCAUCAUGGCUUCCGAACUUUAUAAGGAUUUUGAAUCAUCAUGAUGUGAAUAUAGUUGUAGUGAACUGGAUCCGGGGUGCUACAACGUUAAUCUACAGUAGAGCCGUUAAAAACACCAGAAAAGUUGCUGUGAUUUUGAGUGAGUACAUUCAGAAGCUGUUGAAGCAUGGAGCAUCUCUUGAUAAUUUUCAUUUCAUAGGUAUGAGUUUAGGGGCUCAUAUUAGUGGAUUUGUUGGAAAGAUAUUUCAAGGUCAACUUGGAAGAAUAACAGGACUUGACCCUGCUGGGCCACAAUUCUAUGGAAAACCAUCAAAUGACAGAUUACAUUACACUGAUGCAAAGUUUGUGGAUGUCAUCCAUUCUGAUACUGAUGGUUUAGGCAUUUUAGAACCCGUGGGACAUAUAGAUUUUUACCCAAAUGGAGGAGAAAAGCAGCCUGGCUGUCCUACAACAAUAUUUGGAGAUUACAAGGCUGGUUCAUGUAUGGAUUGUGACAACUUUAAAAAGAAAUCAUGUCCUAGGUUAGGUCAUCAAGCUGAGCUAUGGAAAGAUGUUUUAGAAGAAAGAAUGAAAAGAUCUCUUAGGACAACUGUGUUUUUGGAUACUACUGGCAUAAAUCCAUUCUGUACCUAUUAUUUUGUUCUCAGUGUAAUUGUAGAUAACACAACGAUGGAUGGCUAUAUUACAUUUAAAUUAUUAAACCGGCUUGGAAGGGUUGAAGUACCAUGGCUCUAUAAGAAGAAUAAAUCAUUUUAUAAACUUCAAGAAGCCAAGAUUCUUGCUCAGUUUUUAAAUGAUGUUGUAAAUAUUUCAAGAAUUGGUUUGGUAUAUUAUCAGGACUCUAAUCAUCAAUGUUGCACAUGCCAAUAUAGCAUCCAGCGUCUCAUGUUAAAAUCACUUACAUAUCCAGAAAGACCACCACUCUGCAUGUACGAUAUUGUACUUAAAGAAAAUGAGGAGGUAUUUCUCAAUCCAUGCACCUGUAUAGCAGAGGAAAUAUAG
Myotis myotis is the source of this 1263-nucleotide messenger RNA. It is a transcript of the gene LIPI, whose product is annotated as lipase I. Gene Ontology annotation, biological process: lipid metabolic process. The record is from RefSeq and is a predicted model, not a curated record. The coding region runs from base 1 to 1263 and encodes 420 amino acids. The transcript has 10 exons. Gene Ontology annotation, molecular function: carboxylic ester hydrolase activity; lipase activity. Lineage: Eukaryota; Metazoa; Chordata; Mammalia; Chiroptera; Vespertilionidae.